Molecule: messenger RNA, 1386 nt
Organism: Copidosoma floridanum
Lineage: Eukaryota; Metazoa; Arthropoda; Insecta; Hymenoptera; Encyrtidae
Biological process (GO): purine nucleobase catabolic process; allantoin catabolic process
Cellular component (GO): cytoplasm
Molecular function (GO): cobalt ion binding; allantoinase activity; zinc ion binding
Source: RefSeq, a predicted model, not a curated record
CAUUUUGGCCGUGUCGGAGGGGAAAAUAAUAAAAAUCAUCGUGUGCAAUGCUGGCGAUGCCGACAUAGAAGAUCGACUACUGCGAGAGUUCGGAGGCUGCGAGUGCGAGGAUUUUGGCGAUCUGGUCUUGAUGCCCGGUGUCGUUGACUCGCACGUUCAUUUAGACGAGCCCGGACGCGGUGACUGGGAGGGCUUCUGGACGGGGAGCCGAGCAGCCGCGGCCGGAGGCGUCACCACUAUCGUUGACAUGCCGCUGGACUCGAUCCCGCCCACAACCACAGUGGAAAAUUUGAGAUCAAAGGCACGUGCCGCUCGGACGCAGCUUUUCGUAGACAUUGGCUUUUGGGGUGGCGUGAUACCUGGAAAUCGGGAGGACCUGAAACCACUCUCAGAGGCUGGUGUAGUUGGAUUUAAAUGUUUCCUGUGCCCCAGUGGUGUCGACGAAUUUCCGCAAGUUACCGAGACCGACAUAAGAAACGCCAUGCUGGAACUCCGACGUCUAAACUCCGUUUUAGCAUUUCACGCAGAGCUCGAUGUCGAUGAUGUUUCUAACAAAACAAACGGAGAUCCUUAUGAUUACGAGACAUUUUUAGCAACACGACCGGCAACUAUGGAAGUGAACGCGUUGAAGAUGAUAGCAAAAUUAUGUUCGGAAUACAAGUACCCUUGUCAUGUAGUGCAUUUAUCGGCUGCUGAAGGUCUAGACUUGAUAAAAAUAGCGAAAGAUGAGCAACGAUUACCAAUAACAGUGGAAACCUGUAAUCACUACCUUCAUCUGACAGCCGAAGAAAUCCCACGGAGUGCAACGCAAUUCAAAUGUAAUCCGCCGAUCAGAGACAAAACCAACAGAGAAAAACUGUGGUCCGGCCUGAAAGACGGAACCCUGGACCUAGUGGGGUCGGACCACUCGCCUUGCCCCGAAGACCUGAAGCUCAACCACGACUUCCUGCAAGCCUGGGGCGGGAUAUCCUCCCUGCAGUUCAGCCUGCCGUUGUUCUGGACCGAGGCGAGGAACCGCGGAUUCGGCUUGCCAGAUGUGGCGCGUCUCAUGUGCUCGGCCCCUGCCCAACUCUGCGGGCUCGGGGGCACGAAGGGCAGGUUGGAGCCAGGACUCGACGCCGAUUUCGUUGUCUGGGAUCCCGAGCGGACCAUCGAGAUUCAACCAUCUGGAAUUUUUCACAAGCAUAAGUUAACUCCUUAUUUGGGAGAAAAACUCUUUGGAAAAGUAUUUGCUACCAUAGUGCGAGGUAACUUUGUCUACAAAAAUGGCGAGUUUAGCGAAAAACCACUUGGAAAACUGCUGUUGCAAGAGAAUUUUCUAUCCAACUUGUAAGAUACGAGGAUGUUAAUAUGUUAUUUUGUAAUCAGUGGCCAGUACAGAGAAUA